GUGCCAUAAUAUUUGGAUCCGAUCAGGAAGUACGUGAAGUUAUGCGAGCUGUACGCCGUAACAAUGCCACUGGCGCUUUUUCAUGGAUUGGUUCGGAUGGUUGGAGUGCCCGUAAUUUGGUAUCGGAUGGCAAUGAGCCUGAGGUCGAAGGCACCCUUUCUGUGCAGCCUCAGGCAAAUCCUGUUAAGGGCUUUGAGGAAUAUUUUCUCAAUUUGACAGUUGAGAACAAUGUACGGAAUCCAUGGUUUGUGGAAUUCUGGGAAGACCAUUUCCAGUGUCGUUAUCCUGGCAGUUCCAGUACCCCGUAUAACAAUUAUAAUCGUACGUGUUCCAAAACUGAACGUCUGAGCCGUGAGGACACAGAUUUUGAGGAUCAACUGCAAUUUGUUAGCGAUGCUGUUAUGGCAUUUGCCUAUGCUUUGAGAGAUAUGCAUCGAGAAUUGUGCGGCGGCAAGCCAUCAUUGUGUGAGGCAAUGAAACCCACAAAGGGAGCAGAUUUACUGCGAUUUUUACGUAAAGUGGAAUUUGAGGGCCUCAGCGGUGAUCACUUCCGUUUCGAUAAUAAUGGUGAUGGUCCAGCUCGUUAUAACAUUAUCCACUUUAAACAGAUCAAGGAGGGUCAAUAUAAUUGGGUCAAAGUUGGUGAAUACUAUGAGGGAGAGCUGCGCUUGAAUAUGUCAGAGGUCCAAUUUAAAAUGUUGCAACCCAAACCACCCGAAUCCGUUUGCAGUUUGGAAUGCGAAAGGGGUCAGGCGAAAAAAUAUGUGGAGGGUGAGAGCUGCUGCUGGCAUUGUUUCAAUUGUUCAACAUAUCAGAUUCGCCACCCCACCGAUGAAACCCAAUGUCUAACCUGUCAAUUGGGUACAUUACCCGAUGCCACCAAACAAUAUUGCCAAACCAUACCAGAGGUUUAUUUACGACCCGAAUCCGCAUGGGCCAUUGGGGCUAUGGCAUUUAGUGCCACCGGAAUAUUGGUGACACUGUUUGUUGUGGGUGUAUUUGUGAGACACAAUGACACACCAAUUGUCCGGGCAUCCGGCAGGGAGUUAAGCUAUAUUCUCCUGGCAGGCAUUCUGAUGUGUUAUGCGGUCACAUUUGCCCUGGUACUGAAGCCGACAAAUGUGGUGUGUGCCAUACAAAGAUUCUCUGUGGGUUUCUGCUUCACUGUGGUCUAUGCUGCCCUGCUAACAAAAACGAAUCGCAUUGCCAGGAUCUUUAAGGCUGGCAAGCAGUCGGCAAAACGUCCCUCGUUUAUAAGUCCCAAAUCGCAAUUGGUGAUAUGUUCAUUUUUUAUAUCCGUGCAGAUAUUGAUAAAUGGCGUCUGGAUGCUAAUAGCACCCUCACAUGCCAUGCAUCAUCAUCCGACACGCGAGGAUAACCUAUUGGUAUGCGAUUCGUAUAUCGAUGCUUCGUAUGUCAUCGCCUUCUUCUAUCCGAUUGUAUUGAUUGUGGUGUGUACGGUCUAUGCGGUGCUGACACGCAAAAUACCGGAAGCUUUUAAUGAAUCGAAACAUAUCGGUUUCACCAUGUACACCACCUGUGUCAUUUGGCUGGCCUUUGUCCCGCUCUACUUUGGUACAGCCAAUCAUGUACCACUGAGGAUAACAUCGAUGUCGGUAACGAUUAGUUUAUCGGCCAGUGUAACAAUAGCAUGUUUAUUUUCACCAAAGCUUUAUAUAAUCCUCAUACGCCCUGAGCGUAAUGUACGUCAAAGUAUGAUGCCCCCGCGCUCCCAUAUGCAUCGCACGGCCAAUACUGGGCCCUCUUCAAUGAUGGCAGCUGCGGUGGUCACGGCCGCAACUUGUGCCCAAGAGGAGAAAAUUCAAAAACAUAUCACACCCACCAAUACGGAACACAGUAGUGUUAGUCAAAAGAAGAAACUGUGUGAAAUGGCCACACAGACCAUUACAAUAUCAUCGAGUAUAUUCACCAAUUUGGAUAGUGGUAGCUAUCAGCAAAUACCCUACGCCGAUCAAUAUGUGCCAAAUAAUAAUCACAACGAUAAGCAGCAGCAAGAAAUGGGGGCGCAUCAAGAAAAUAAUUCAAUGGCCACUGGGGUUAAUGAGGCCCAGGUGGUGGCCAACAAUAAUAAAAUCAAUCAGCAGCAACAUUCGUUGAAUAACUGCACGGCAAAUGCCAUAGCGAAUAGUUUAAAUGGAGUGGUGGUGAGUACGGGUGCACAGCCACCGGCAUAUAAUCAUGUGGCCCCACAACCACCUCCACCCACACUCCCAGUGACGACAACAUCGACCAAAUGCAACGAAUCUACAACAACAACGCAUAAUGCCAAGACCGUCAGCAGCAGCGACUCACCCCCAACACCGGGAGCAACAUUAGCCGCAGCAGCGGCAAUUCUCAGCAACACGGCGAGAAAUCUAGAGCAACAUGUUGCUGAGCCCACGCAACCUGUUUGCAACUCAAAGUCUUCAGAUAAUUUACGUAAACCAACGGCGGCGAUGGCGGAGAAUGGAAAUGCAGCAACAGCAACAACGACGGCAGGAGACAGCAGUAGUGUAAGGACGACAACAGCAAAUCCUGCAUCCAUGACCGCAGUUACCAAUAGUGUGAGUAAGACAGCUUGUGCCACUGGCGGAGGCAGUGGUGGCAGCCUAUCGUCAUGCUCACGUAAUGGCUCGACCAAAGGUUCACAAUCCAGUAACAAUAAUGUAAGUCCACUUAAUCCUCCACUAAGUCGUGAAAGUAGUACGGGUAAAAAACGCUGUGCCAUACCUGUAUAG
This is a messenger RNA of Musca vetustissima, 2738 nucleotides long. Its product is annotated as metabotropic glutamate receptor 4-like. Gene Ontology annotation, cellular component: membrane. The annotation marks the transcript as partial. The transcript is spliced from 13 exons. The record is from RefSeq and is a predicted model, not a curated record. NCBI's taxonomy places the organism in Eukaryota, Metazoa, Arthropoda, Insecta, Diptera, Muscidae. Gene Ontology annotation, molecular function: G protein-coupled receptor activity. Gene Ontology annotation, biological process: G protein-coupled receptor signaling pathway.